CUGCAGUGGUGGAGGGAGGCAGCCCACGGCCGGCCGGCAGCGCUGCGCUGCUGGAGAAGCACUCAGCAAUGGCCAAGAGCUCAGCUGUGGCAGCGGCAGAGACACCAGCACCAACCGUGCUAGAAGAGCUUCUGGAGAUCACAGCUCAGAGCCUGGUGCGCACUGAAGUGGCCGAGCACUAUGAGGUUAUUCGGGAGCUGGGUAGGGGCAAGUAUGGCCACGUGAUGCUAGUGACCCACAGGCAGAGAGGAACUCCUAUGGCUCUCAAGCUUCUGCCUAAAGCCAGCACCAAGCUGCACACCUUCCUGUAUGAGUAUUGCGUGGCACUCUCCCUCGCCACUCACCCUGCCAUCAUUGGCAUUUUUGGAUUUGCCUUCGAGUCCAGCCAGUACUAUGGCUUCCUCUAUGAACCAGCACUACACAAAGACCUCAUCUCCAUCAUCAAGCCCCGGGACGGGAUCCCCGAGCCAGCCGCCAAGCAGUGUGCCAAGCAGCUGGUGAGCGCGCUGGAGUUCAUCCACAGCCGGGGGCUGGUCUACCGCGAUGUCAAACCCGAGAACGUGCUGCUUUUUGACCCGGAGUGCCGGCGCAUCAAGCUCACCGACUUCGGGCUGACGCGGCCCAAGGGCACCAAGCUCAAGCUGGUGGCCGGGGUGAUCCCCUACACUGCCCCCGAGCUGAGCAACACCACCAGCACCCAGGGAGUGCCCAUCGACACCAGCUUGGACGCCUGGGCCUUCGGCGUGCUGCUCUUCUGCCUGCUGACCGGCUACUUCCCCUGGGAGCAGAGCCUGCCGGACGACCCUUUCUUUGAGGACUUCAUGCUGUGGCAGGAGAAAGGCCUGGAGGAGGACCUGCCCCGCCACUGGAAGCGCCUGACGGCCGAGGCCGCCCUGAUGCUGCGGAGCCUGCUGGCCCUGGACCCCGCCAAGCGUGGCCCUGUUGGUGGGGCGCUGCGCUACGUCGACUGCCCUUGGCGGCUGGAGGAUGGGCGCAGUGAGGCAGCUGUGGUGAAGCCCUAG
This is a messenger RNA of Tauraco erythrolophus (red-crested turaco), 1022 nucleotides long. Lineage: Eukaryota; Metazoa; Chordata; Aves; Musophagiformes; Musophagidae. The record is from RefSeq and is a predicted model, not a curated record.